This is a messenger RNA of Pocillopora meandrina, 525 nucleotides long. The record is from the annotation of a GenBank genome assembly. NCBI's taxonomy places the organism in Eukaryota, Metazoa, Cnidaria, Anthozoa, Scleractinia, Pocilloporidae.
GCAUGGGAUUCUCCUCCCCUUACCCAGUUUUUGAUCACAGACAUUGCAAGCGCAUUUCAGCUUAAUCUAAAAGAAGUGCAAAGGUCCAAAAUCUAUGAAGUACAAGAACACGAUGAUUCUGGAAUUUUUCGAACAAAGUACAGUGUGAUGUCAGCCAACGAUACACACGCUCAUUUCCAUCGCUCCUUGACGAACCAAGAUUAUCAAAUAUUUGCGGACGGUACCCUGGACAAGGCAGAACACAGGGUGCAGUCUCAACACAAUGCGCACAUUCAUGUGGAAGACGGAAAGGUAGAAAGAGUUCACUGUGCCAAUAAAGCAUUUUUUAGACCUUCCAAUGGUCAUCCUAGAGCAGACAAUUGCGAGGGUUUUAAAGGCCAAGAGCAAGGUAUUGAAAUGUCAACAAAGGGAUUUAGCAAACUGACGUUAAGGUCUUGUCUAGGACCUGAACACCAUUGUUCCAUGCGCUCGGUAUCAGAGGAACCGCAUGUGCAGAUAUCUCGUACUCUCAACAAAGACAAUCUU